Tachysurus fulvidraco (yellow catfish) is the source of this 6696-nucleotide messenger RNA. RefSeq names its product transmembrane protein 121B (gene tmem121b). The record is from RefSeq and is a predicted model, not a curated record. Lineage: Eukaryota; Metazoa; Chordata; Actinopteri; Siluriformes; Bagridae. The transcript has a single exon. Bases 247 to 1440 code for a protein of 397 amino acids.
UUCUGAUAUUAAAAUUGCUGUAAAUCUGAGUAAAGCUGUGAGCUAGGAUUAACUCUGAUGUGAUGUUUUAUAUUCUUCAGUCAAGAACACAGGACUAGAAAACUCUGAUAUGUCAAUCGAAGCGCGCGCACAAUCCGUUCCAACGCGCUCCAUAACGGGAUUUCUGCGCCUUUGUGAGCGUCUGUGACUCUGCGCAGGGCCGCGGAGACGAAAUCCGGCCGAGGACGCAGAACGGGCAGGAAUACGAUGAUCGCGGACGUUCGUAAAGCGAACUCCGUGGCCAGCUGUGUUCGAGCUGAAGCAGCGAUCUACCCAGACUCCCCCGUGUCCUCGGCACCCGAGAACGGCCAGCUUCUCCUCCGCAGCGGCGCGUGCACGAGGGGUACGAGCACGAGCGCAUCCAGCGCCAACGCGGAUCGAGGCAGCACGGACACCGAAUCCGCGGCCGCUCGCGCCAUGACCUCUGGGUGCGAAUUCCCUCCGUCUGCACCGCCCUUCGUCCCUCGUUCCGCCAAAAAUCUCUUCUACAAGGUGCUGUGCUUCGCCUUGCUCGUGCUGCAGGGCGGUAUCCUGGACUUCUACCUCAUAGCGUUCACCGACCUGUACUGGUGCUCAUGGAUUGCCACGGACCUUGUGGUGGUCUCUGGCUGGGCCAUCUUCUUCGUCCGCAACGCUAGAAGCAAGCGCGAGCGAGCAUGCGGCUUCCGUCAAAAGAGCUCGCUCUUUGGCUGUCACCUGGGCGAGUUCGCAUUCGCGCACCUCGCAUGGCUCGUCUACGUGAUCGCGUGCGCGCCAAAGGUGGCGCUAGUGCUGCAGACGUCCAUCCUGGAGCUUGUGGCACGUGAAGUGCCUUUGGGCGCCGCCGGUUUUGAGGCCACCGCGCUGCUCGCAGCACCGCUGCUCUUCUGCCUCAUUAACUCUCUAGUGGAAGAUCCGCACGGAGCUCCGCGCUACCACUCGCAGAGCUGCUUCGUGAACAUGUGUGUAGAUGUGCUGGACAGCUUCACGCUCGUAGAUUUGCUGCUUGUGCAAAACGAGAUCCCCAACAACACAUACCUGAAGUACGGUGUGAUGGCGGCGUAUUUCGUGGCGCUGGUUGUGCCGGUGCUUUGGCUCUACGAGCUUUCCGCUGCGUCGCGGAUGCGCUGUCGCUGGAUGUGCGCGCGUUUCCUAAGCGGCGUGCUGCUGGACGCGCCUCUGCUCGCCGUCAGAUGCUUGCUCGUGUUCCUUUACGACAUGCCCGUGUCACUUUUUAUGUUCAAGAACGUUUUUUUCUUGGCGUGCAAGUGCCUGGAGUUACUGGAGCAGUGCGCCAGCCUGAGGAGUGUGCGCAGACUAGCGCGCGGUGGAGACCCGGCCCAGUUCUCCCACUGCGUCUCGGAGAACGACAUGUGCCCGCGCGGAUACGUUAACACGCUGGCUGUUAACACUCAGCCCUAGAUGCUGCUGCGCAUCUACAUAAACUGGGACGCGCAUUUACAGAAUAUUCCCAAGAACUUACCAUAUAACCAGCCUUAUGAAACGCCGUCGCAAGACCAACGUCCCUAACAGGUGCUACAACCAAAACAAAUCGACGUGCCAGUGAAAAAGGCAGAAUCUCAAAUGGCCGCUACUUAUGUGGUACAAGUGUUUACUUGCGGUAUGAAAUAAUGGCUUUUCCACAUCCUAAUGCGUUAUACAGAAACACAUCACGGUCUGUCUGCAGGUCACAGAAGGCGUGUAUUUGAGUCCAUUACUGGAAUGUAAACACCUGCGAAUGGGCUUGGCUUUAAGCCAGGAAUCUUGGCACUGACGUUGCUAGCCAGUAACCUAAACUGACAGGAUUCCUAAAUCAGGACCUUAGAUCAGGUUCAGGUAAAACUCCACCCUGAAACUACUACUAAUAAAAAUAAAAAUAAUAAUAAUAAUAAUAAUAAUAAUAAUAAUAAUAAUAAUAAUAAUAAUAAUAAAUAGGUCAUAUGCAAUCUCAAACAUAAGUGAUAGUCAGAUUUUGCGGUUAAAACAAAAGAGCAAAAGCUUUUCUCCUGCAGCAUUUUCCAGGAUGUUGUGCAUCUCAUAUAAUGAUAAAUUCAACGUAGAAUUAAAGCAGACCACACCGCUGGACUCAAAAUUCCAGAAUGCUAUGCAGAGUAAUGCCUGAGACUCAUCUGACAUUUGCCAGAUAGCUGACAUAAGUUAACAUAAGCUGACCUGACAGGAUCCCUUAAGGGCAAAUCUGCACUGUAAACGCUAAUUAGUUAGCUGACAUGCACUACCCUUAUAGGAUCAUUGAUGGGAUUUAGUAAUAUUUGUAAUAAGUGUAGUAUUUAUAGUUUUCACUGCCAGUGCUAGCUGGACAGGAUGUUUGACUGAAGAAAUCAUAAAUAUUCCUAAGUCUUUUUGUGCAUGCAUGUGAGCUAAUGUAUAGCUCUAGAGACAUGUCCGCUGUUCUGAGAUUUGCAGACAGAUCCUGCUCUCUAGCCGUGCCACAGAGAUGGUUGAUAUCGGAUUUUUGAUAUUCCGCACAGGAGUCAGCAUAAUACAUAAUUUAUCUGUUUUGUUAAAAACAAAAAAAUUUUUUUUUUUUACUUUUAAGAUCUUUUGACCUACAUUCCACCUACAUACCAUGACAUACAAUUCUAAAUCCACUGUAAAGGGUGUACAGGAUAUUAUAUAUCUAUAUACACUGUCCACUUUCAUAAUUUUUCUGUUUAUUUACACAGCCGUUCAGCCAGCCGAUCAUGUGACAGCAGCACGAUGCAUAAAAACUCUGUGUAAAGUAGUAGUAAUGUAGUAGUUUCUGAAAGACAAACACAUCUGUCUGUAACAACCAUGCCACGGUCAAAGGCAUUAAGAAUUUAUCUUCAUUCAGAUGUUUGUGAACAUUAACUGAAGCUCUUGAACUGAAUCUGCAUGAUUUUAUGCAUUGUGCUGCAGGUGUAGGUGAAGGUGUUUCUAUUAAAAUGGACAGUGUAUAUAUACAAUAUAUGUGUAUAUAUUUUUACGUUAUGAUAAUAAUUCUAGUGCCAAGUUGAGUUUUUGUCUGAUGGGAAUGCACUGUUCAGAUCUUUAUUUAUUUAUUUGUUUUAAAAACCAAAUGGAAAAUAGUAUAUGUACAAUUUGUUGUUUGGUUUGUUUAUCAUUUUACAUUGCAAAUUAGCAGUACAGUAUUUUAUAGUAGCUAUGUAUACUCACCAGGGACACCAACUACUUCCUUUAACUUUUAUUUUCUUCGUAAUCCCUCUUUACGCAUUUAAGGGCAGGUUGUAUAUACAAAAGAAUAGGUUGAAACCAUGAUUAACCAUGUAAACAAGCUUUUUUCAUCUUUGUGCAUCAAAUUAUAAUAGGAACUAGGUAGAAACAUUAGAUCACACAUAGUAGGACUGGUCUGAAUAAUCAUUUGAGCCAGGUAUUUGGAUUUGAGGCUUUACAGACUGGAAUAUAUUUCUAAUCCGGUAUAGAAAGGAGAAAAUCAAAACUUUAAAUAUUGGUUGUUUACGGAAAGCUAUUAUAAACUACAUUGCAUUUUAUAUGGUUUUAACAUUGUAAGCCACACAAUAUUGAAAAGUUGAAAUGAAUUGAAAUUGAAUUCAGUCUAAAGUCUUAUUAAGUAAAGAUUAAGUAAAGCCUUUUUAAUUUCUUCAACUUUUUAGUCAUUAUAUAGAACGUGGUGAAGUUGGUGUCACUGACUUUUUGCUGUGGAAAUGAAACAUCUAAUAUUAAGCUAACGUCAUGUCUUUAGCCAAGUCCAAUAGGAAGCUAUAUUCUCUUCUUCCUAUGACUUCAGUGAUCGUAAACCCUCACUCGUGUGUGUUCAUGAUCCCGAUGGUCAUUAGUGAUCCGUGAUUCGUGGUGUCUUUGGUUUGCACUUGUAUUGUGAGGCACUUUAAUGAAACUGUUGAGAAUUUUACGAAAAUCAAUAAUGGAAUGUCACACGUGUGCUGUUAAAAAGCAUAAAAUGCACCUAUUACCGGCACAACACUUCUGACAGGGUAGUACAGUAAAUACUGAGUUAAACACGUGUAGCUCUAUCUUUCUGUAUGUGAAAACAUGAACUUCCUCUGUUUGUCAUGAGAGUUAAGACAAAACACUACAGCAACAAUUCUUUGCAAGGUAUUCUUACAGAAUUCUUAUAGAAUAAAAUAUGAGUAAUGUUUCUAUGCCUAAUACUAAUUGCAGUUGUAAAUAUUUCACUGUGGAAACACUUUUUUACUAAGAUUUAAUCAAGAGAAAACAGUACACUUCUUGAUUAAAAUAGCUUUUUUUUAUAACACCAACAAUAAUUAGCAUUUUGGGAAAUUUCUCUUUCUUUCUAAUUUGAGAUAGGAAAGAACUUGAAUGAAUGCAGUUCAUUUAUUAGCUGAGAUUUUUUGGUUGUAUAUGCAGAAACAAAUGGUAUGCUGUAGUCAUUGUGGCCUAUUGGGUUUAUAAGGCCUUUAUCAGUCACAUUAUCAGGUUUAAGGUAACAUGGCCAUGUGCAGAUAAAAACUGUGAAUUAAACAAAUAAUUAAUACAUAUUAAGAGAAUGUUGUGUAUAUAUUUUAGCCCAAAAAUUAGAAAAUUGUUUUCUGUGGCCAAAAUGUCAGGUUAUUUCUACCUGUAGUGUCUUGCCUUAAUUUUAGUCAGUUUAGAGGAAGUCCUGUUUUUACCAGUGCAAAAUUGCAGAUUAGUAAAAGCAUGAACUGAAAUUAAAACCUUUAGAGACCUAUAAGACUUUAGAGAUAUGAUGCUCAAAACACAGGCCAAGUUGGUCAAAACCUUUGCCUAAUGUUAAGAGUUUGUAGAAAUCAAACAGUUUCCCAAUUACCUCUAUUAAUGCUUCUUCAUAGACAGGGUAUUGUAAACAUUUGAUCAAUUUAAUUGUGUAAGAAAGAAAGUAGAAAAUAACUGAACAGCUGGCAAAGAUGACUACCUGCUUAAUCUGUAUUUUGGCAGCUUGUUAACAGGAGUUUAUCUUUGGAUGGACUUAAAAACUAAAACCAUGUGUAUAUUCGGUUAGAAAGUAGGUUGAGCACCUUUCUCUGAUCCAUGGCAAGAGUCUAUAAUAAGAUCACAUGGUUUAAAAAUUAAUCUAAGCUAUGAAUUUAGUCAUUAUGUCUGUUAUCAGUGUCAAAACAUAGCACAACUCGCUGGUGCUUAAAUAAAAGUGUCGGUAAUACGUGCAAUGCAAUUAGUUGUUAUAUUCUAAAAAUAUAUACCAUGUAAUAGACAUCAAUCUGAAGUAAUGUGAAGUAAAUAUUGUCUCCCAGUCGUCAAGCAGUCAGACACGUUGUCUGUGGAUGUAUUUAAAUGCACUUGUCAAAAAGGUGUAAAAUGUUAUAUAUCAAGUGAAAACGAUGUAUUCUUUUUGUUUAAAAUGUCCAUGGAAAAUAUGUUAUGGCAGCAGUUGUGAAAGAAAUACCACAUUAAUUGUGUACAGCAUGAGCUUUGGAAUGAUCGCUAAUACCUUUGGUCAUAACCACAUACUUAAGAUGGUACUGUAUUCACAAAGUGAGGAAAUAUGUAGCCCAUGUUUAGACCUCAUUUACUCGAAAGAUCAGCCUCGGAGCAGAAGCUGUGUCUCAUUAGUCUCCACACAGCGCUAGGCUACCUCUCAGCACAACAACAUGCUGACAACAUAGUUCAAAAUGUUCAGUUCAAGAUGUACCAUAAUAGGUCAGAGACAGGAAAUAUGAGUAGGUCUGAUGAAAGAAAUGGAAAACCCCAUGUUUUCAAACUCUUUUCAUCCUACUCAAAUGCACUGCUUUAAAAACCUGCUAGACUAGUCUACAGGUUUAAUUAGAAAUUAGAUAGCAAGCAUUUCAAUAAGGAAGUGUAUUAGUUGGUAAACACAAACGGUGAGGAAAGCUUACUGUAGGAGCGUAAAAACCUUAAAGGAACGUUAAAUAUGCAGGCCGAAAGUGCAUUAUCAAAAAUGGUAUUUCUGUGCCUCACCGUGCAGUGUCAAUAUGUUUAUAAUACAAAUGUAUUCCAUGUUUGGAUAUGUGUAUGCCAGCAAAAUAAUACGCAUGUAAACUGUUUAUGCCGACUUCUACUUUUGCAUAUGCCUUCCAAUGUUCUACUCUCACACGUCCCUUUCACAAGAGUCUUUAUGGGUCUUUUUUUGCACUAUAAAAUCCUGACAUUACCUUGUUGGAAAAUAAAAUGGCAGAACUUUAUUAGCAAAUCUUUAAAACCUGGAAUAAGGGUACAGAACCACGAUUUAGUUUGAUAUGUUUACAGUAAAUUCCAGUAAAAAAAAAAAGAAAAAGCACACAACGACGACAACCAAAGAAUGCAGAUUUUAAUUUAUAGCUAUUAAUAAUGUACUAUUAUAGUAUUACAUUUAAUGCCCCAUCUGACGGAGAUCCAUUAAUCUGAUUAUACAAAUCUACCCGCGAGAAGACCGAGAAACAAAUCAUCUUCGUGAUAUGUAUGUUUUUACAUGAAAAGUUGCUUAUAGUGCAAUGCAUGCAAAAGUAUAUUGUAAAUUACAGCUUGUAGAUUUCCUGUAAUGAAAACCCAUUUUAACCAAAAAGGUUAUGUGCAAUAUUAAAUGUAGAACCUGUUUAAAUGGAAAGAAAUAGACAGUUGUCCAUAUGUCUGUUAAUUAUGUCGUCAAAAAUGUUACAUGAUUUUUUGCAUUAUCAAGCUCAUGUAAGCUCUGCAAACAACAGUUCACAGGUUAAUUGUCACUUGUUAUAUACAUAAGAAUACAAUAAAAACACCUGCAGAAUA